Blastomyces dermatitidis ER-3 is the source of this 267-nucleotide messenger RNA. RefSeq lists its product as uncharacterized. NCBI's taxonomy places the organism in Eukaryota, Fungi, Ascomycota, Eurotiomycetes, Onygenales, Ajellomycetaceae. The coding region runs from base 1 to 267 and encodes 88 amino acids. The transcript has a single exon. The record is from RefSeq and is a predicted model, not a curated record.
AUGAGUUCAAAAAUACACUCAGUUGAUGUGAAACAAGAUGCUUUCUCAAAUGCUAUUUCUGAGAUUGAAGUUCUGAAGAGAAGAAAGAAAGAAGAAAUAGAGAAACAACAAGUUCUUGAAAUACAGGAACUUGAAAAAGCAAGCAAGAUUCUUGAAAAGCAGUGUCUGAGUGAGAUGAAUGAAGAAGUUCUGUUAAUUCUUCAUACUCAGGCUAGACAACUACAGAAGAUGAUCAAGUUCAAACUUGAAAUCUCAAACACAGUUUAA